Molecule: messenger RNA, 1329 nt
Organism: Bacidia gigantensis
Lineage: Eukaryota; Fungi; Ascomycota; Lecanoromycetes; Lecanorales; Ramalinaceae
Exons: 2
Coding region: 1-1329 (442 amino acids)
Biological process (GO): N-glycan processing
Cellular component (GO): glucosidase II complex
Source: RefSeq, a predicted model, not a curated record
AUGAACGUGAAUGAUGGCGUUUGCAAUUACGAGGAGUGCUGCGACGGGAGUGAUGAAUGGGCGAAGGUCGGUGGCACAAAGUGUGAAGAUCGAUGCAAAGAUGUUGGGAAGGAGUGGAGAAAGCAAGACGAACAGCGCAAGCGCUCCCUUGGUGCAGCGUCGAAAAAAAGGAGAGAAUUGGCCGCAGAGGCUGAGAAGUUAAGCAAAGAGGUUGCGGAUAGGAUCGAAACGCUACAGACACUGAUUCAAGGGGACCAAUUGAAGAUAGAGGGCCUGGAGUCACAACUAGCCGAAGUGGAAAGGCAAGAAAGAGGGAGAGUGAUAAAGAAGCCGGAGAAAGGGGGCACGCUAGGCGUACUGGUCCAGCUGGCAAGAGAUAGGAUCGGAGAAUUAAGAGACUCCGUGGUAGAAUUGCGGAGACAGCGCGAUCUGGGCCGGGAGAGGGUCGCGGAACUUGAAGCAAUAUUGUCGACAUUCAAAGAGGAGUACAACCCUAACUUCAACGACGAAGGUGUGAAGCGGGCUGUACGUAGCUGGGAAGAUUAUGCAGCGAAAGACAAAGCCGAGAUUGAUAAUCCUGCGUAUGAUCGAGACCUGGAUGAAAUUGCAAAGCCAGAUGGUGAAUCAGGAGCCAUUGAUUGGAGCGAGUGGGAACGGCAAGAAGACAGCGAUGUCGAUGUCUUAUACAAAUUUGAAGCAUAUUUACCGCCCUCGUUCCGCGAUUGGCUUGACAAAAAGCUUCGCAAUUUGCGUAUCAUAUUGAUCGAGAAUGGCAUACUGGCCCCUUCUCGCGAUUCAGGAGAGUCCAAAGACCUUGAGAAUGCGCGAAGCGCUCUGAAGGCUGCGCAAGAUGUUAUAGAGAGCAAUCAGAAGCAGCUACAGGAGCAUAGAGAAGACCUUGCUAAAGACUACGGUGCUGAUUCAGUGUUUCGUGCAUUGAAGGGACAAUGUGUAGAAAAGGACAGCGGCGAAUAUACCUAUGAGCUAUGCUGGCUGACGAAAACGACGCAAAAGAGCAAGAAGGGUGGUGGUUAUACCAACAUGGGCAGUUUCGUGUCUUUCGAUGUUAUCACCGUCGAUGAAGAACUGCCACCUGAUGGCAAGGGUCUUGGCAAGGGCGAAAAAGUUGCCUUGAAAUAUGAGAAUGGCCAGCAUUGCUGGAAUGGACCUAACAGGAGCAGCAUGAUAAUUCUUGCGUGCGCGGAAAAGAACGAGUUAUGGAGGAUUGUGGAAGAGGAGAAAUGUGUGUACAGGAUGGAGGCCGGUUCCCCUGCGGUCUGUGGUAUUGAUGUUUCGAAUGACAAACAACAAACCAAGGAUGAACUAUAG